AUGAAAUUGGUUGCAAGUAGAGCUAAUGUACCCAUUGGUGCAUUGCUAACUGUUGAGCACCUACCAGCAAAACUUUGUGUUGAGGUAACCUGGGGAGAUAUCAAUGAUCUAAGGGAUGGAGAUAAGAGUUUUAAUGUCACAUCCUCACUGUCAAUCUGCCGUUACUUGGGGAGGAUGGCCAGUGGCAGCAAGCUGUAUGGGAGUUCUGCAAUAGAGAGGACAGAGAUUGACCAUUGGUUGGACUUUAGCUGUGGAUAUGUAAGCUGUUCAACCCAAUUCAACAACGCCUUAUCUCACUUAGACAAAGUUCUAGGUCCAAUCACAUACCUUGUUGCUGAUACAUUAACAAUUGCUGACUUUGCUAUCUGGGAGGCUUUAAGAGUCAACCAGGAGUGGAACAAACAGGUGAAUAAUGGUAUUGCUCCAGUCAAUGUAACCAGGUAUUACAACCACCUCUCCAACCUGCCAAAGUUUCUUAAGGUCACCAAAAGUCUCCCCAAAGUGGAAAUGAAAAGUCAAGAGUCUGUCAAGCAGAAAGAUGAGGGCAAGUUUGUGGAUCUACCAGGAGCUAAACAGGGGGAGGUUGUUGUAAGGUUCCCUCCAGAAGCUAGUGGGUACCUCCACAUUGGUCAUGCUAAAGCUGCUCUCCUGAAUGCCCACUACCAGAAAAUGUUUGAUGGCAAACUGAUUAUGAGGUUUGAUGACACCAAUCCUGCUAAGGAGAAUGAACAUUUUGAAAAGGUGAUACUUGAAGAUGUUGCCAUGCUUGGUAUCAAGUAUGACAAGUUCUCAUAUACAUCUGACUACUUUGAUGACAUGCUGAACAUGUGUGAGAAGUUCAUUAAAAUGGGUAAAGCAUAUGUGGAUGAUACUCCAGGGGAAACGAUGAAAGAAAUGAGAGAGGCAAGGGAGGAAUCUGUGAAUAGAAGCAAUUCUGCUGAGAAGAACAUGGAGAUGUGGAAAGAGAUGAUAAAAGGCUCAGAGGUUGGCCAGACAUGUGCAGUGAGGGCCAAGAUUGACAUGCAGUCUGACAAUGGCUGUAUGAGGGACCCAACUAUAUACAGGUGUAAACCAGAGGCACAUAUAAGAACUGGCAACAAGUACAAGGUAUACCCAACUUAUGACUUUGCCUGCCCUAUAGUAGACAGUUUAGAGGGAGUAACACAUGCCUUGAGGACAACAGAGUAUUUAGAUAGGGAUCCACAAUACUACUGGUUUAUAGAAGCCCUAGGUAUCCGCAAACCAUUCAUCUACUCCUACAGUCGUCUCAAUCUCCAGAAUACUGUCCUCUCUAAGCGCAAGCUAACAUGGUUUGUCUCAGAGAAGAUUGUGGAUGGAUGGGAUGACCCCAGAUUCCCCACUGUGAGAGGUGUCUUGAGACGUGGAAUGACAGUGGAAGGUUUGAAGCAGUUCAUAGUUGCUCAGGGAUCUUCCAAGUCUGUGUGUAUGAUGGAGUGGGACAAAAUCUGGGCAUUCAACAAGAAGGUCAUAGACCCUAUAGUUCCCCGCUACACAGCCUUACAGAAAGAUGGCGCUGUACCUGUGUUUGUAAAUGGAGCUAAGGUGGAAUCUCAAGAACUUGCUGCACAUCCCAAGAAUUCUGAUGUUGGUUUAAAGACUGUUUGGUUUGGUCCUAAAGUGCUGAUAGAUGGCGCUGAUGCUGACACAUUGAAGGAGGGGGAAGUUGCUACAUUCAUCAACUGGGGAAACUUGAAAAUCACCAAAGUUAAUAGAAAGGAUGGGAAAGUGGAGUCUGUUAAUGCUGACCUGGACCUUUGCAAUAAGGACUUCAAAAAAACAGUGAAAUUGACUUGGUUAGCAGAGAUAGAACCUGCACCAUUUGUUCCUGCCAUUUGCCAACACUUUGACCACAUUAUCACCAAACCUGUGCUGGCCAAGGAAGACAACUUCAAAGAUUAUGUCAACAGGAACUCCAAGGUUGAGUAUACAAUGUUGGGUGAUCCUUGCCUGGUAUCAUUAAAGAAAGGUGACAUAAUACAGCUGCAGCGCCGUGGUUACUACAUCUGUGACUCUCCCUUUCAACCAACAAGUCGUCACAGUGGUAGAGCUAGUCCCUGUAUCCUCAUCUAUAUUCCUGAUGGUCACUCUAAAGAGAUGCCAACAUCUGGGUCUAAACAUAAAGACUCUAAACAGAAUGCUAAGGGUAAGAAAUUGAAGACUCAAGCCACCCCUGCACCUCCAGUGGCUGCUGUAUCUGCUAACAAAGGUGACAACUUGAAUGAGCAGAUCACAACACAAGGCAAUAAGGUUCGUGAUUUGAAGUCUGCCAAAGCACCCAAAGACCAGGUUGAUGCAGCAGUGAAGAGUCUGUUAGCUCUGAAAGGUGAUUACAAAUCUGCAACUGGAAAUGAUUGGAAACCUGGCAAACAUGUCUCUGCUGUGCCAGUUACACCUGUCCCAGCACAGGAAGGGGCAAAAGAUGUGUUGAAUGAUAAAAUAAAUGCUCAAGGUAACAAGGUCCGUGAACUGAAAGGGGCUAAAGCAUGUAAAGAUGAAAUUGACGCCGCAGUGAAAGAUUUGCUUGCUUUAAAAGAUGAAUACAAGAAAGCCACUGGAAAUGAUUGGAAGCCUGGAAAACAUGUAGCUGCAACAUCAAUGUCUGCACCCUCAAAUGGAGAUGUUAUGGAACUAAACAACAAGAUCAUUACUCAGGGAAACCAAGUGCGAGAGCUAAAAUCUGCCAAAGCUUCAAAGGAUCAAAUUGAUGCAGCAGUGAAGGGUCUCCUUGCAUUGAAGGCGGAGUUCAAGACUAAUACAGGUAAAGACUGGAAGCCAGGCCAGGUUAUACCCCCAGCUGCUACUGAACUAGCUACUUCCAACAUGCCUGUGGCAAUAGAAAGCAAGGAGGCCACCGAUCUUAAGGCAAAGAUAGAAGCACAGGGGGAGAAAGUUCGCGUACUGAAAAGUGGAGGAGGUGCCAAGAUUGAGGUUGAUGCUGAAGUUAAAACACUGUUAGCAUUGAAGGGUCAGUAUAAGGAUUUGACAGGAGAGGAGCUAACAGGUGCAGCAAGGAAGGGCAAAAAGGAGAAGAAGGAAAAGCCCAAACAAGAGGAUAAGAAACAGGAGGCUAAGCAAAUACAGACUGAUGCUAAGGGUGAUCGUGAGGUGAAAAAGCAAACAAGACUAGGGCUAGAGGCCAAGAAAGAAGAGAAUCUCUCUGACUGGUAUUCUCAGGUUAUCACAAAGUCUGAGAUGAUAGAGUACUAUGAUGUCUCAGGCUGCUACAUUCUCAGACCUUGGUCAUACUCCAUAUGGGAAAAAAUCAAAGAUUUCUUUGAUGCAGAAAUUAAGAAACUAGGUGUAGAGAACUGUUAUUUCCCUAUGUUUGUGUCCCAUGCUGCCCUGGAGAGAGAGAAGGACCACAUAGCUGAUUUUGCCCCUGAGGUUGCCUGGGUGACUAAGUCAGGACAGUCUGAACUAGCUGAGCCUAUUGCCAUACGUCCCACCAGUGAGACUGUCAUGUACCCUUCCUACGCAAAGUGGAUACAGUCGUACAGAGAUUUGCCUAUCAAAUUAAACCAGUGGAACAAUAUUGUAAGGUGGGAGUUCAAACACCCACAACCAUUCCUGAGGACUAGAGAGUUCCUAUGGCAGGAGGGCCACACAGCAUUUGCUACCAAACCUGAAGCUGAGGAGGAGGUUUUUGCCAUUCUUGAGCUGUAUGCCAGGGUUUAUGAGGAGCUGAUGGCUAUACCUGUUAUCAGGGGAAGGAAAACUGAGAAAGAAAAGUUUGCUGGUGGAGAUUUUACAACAACUGUGGAGGCAUAUAUUUCUGCUAGUGGUCGUGCUAUACAGGGAGCAACAUCUCAUCACUUAGGGCAGAAUUUCUCAAAGAUGUUUGAGAUUGUCUUUGAUGACCCAGAAACCCAGGAAAAGCAAUAUGUCUUCCAGAAUUCAUGGGGAAUCACAACUAGGACAAUUGGUGUGCUUGCAAUGGUACAUGGGGACAACACUGGACUUGUGCUGCCUCCUAGACUUGCCCAAUAUCAGGUAGUAAUUGUACCAUGUGGAAUAACUGCUAGUCUGUCAGAUGCUGAACGUAAGAAACUGAUGGACAAAGCUAAGCAAGUUGCAAAUGGCCUUCAAGCAGCUGGAAUCAGAGUGAAGGGAGACUACAGAGAUAACUAUUCUCCAGGAUGGAAGUUUAACAACUGGGAGCUUAAGGGUGUACCGAUACGUGUUGAAAUUGGACCUAGGGAUAUGAAACAGGGCCAGUUUGUGGCAGUCAGAAGAGACACUGGCGAAAAAACUGUUAUCAAAGAGGAGGUUGGUGUAAAAGUCAUAACAGAUCUGCUGGAAACAAUUCAACAAAAUCUCUAUGAGAGGGCCAAAAGAGACCUGGACCAGCACCUAGCAGUCUCACAUGAUUGGAAUGAAUUCUGCAACUCUCUGGACAAGAAAAAUAUCAUACAGGCCCCAUUCUGUGGUGUUCCGUCAUGUGAGGAUGCCAUCAAAAAAGACAGUGCAAGGGAUGUUGUUGUUGAAGAGGGAGCCCCAUCCAUGGGAGCCAAGUCUCUGUGUAUUCCAUUCAAGCAACCAGGAGACAUAAAGCCAGACAUGAAGUGUAUCAACCCAGCUUGCCAAGCCAAUCCAAAAUUCUAUACUCUCUUUGGAAGAAGUUAUUAGUAUUGACUCUCUAGGAAAUAUACUUUUAACGUUGGACUAUCAGGGAAAAAUUGAUAACUGGUCAAAAUGUUGACCUCAUGUUAAACAGAGAACUUGAUUGUUUAAUAGAAUUCAAUAGUCAGUGACAUAAUUUUUCAACUAAUAGAACUGUUAAGGAAGAUUUUAUAUCAAAUGCCAAUGUUGGUCAUACUUAUCCUGUUUAAUUUUUAUGCAAUACUGGUAUAUACAAGCACUAUUAAACAUAGGCCCCAGGAACAUGUAUAAAAUAUCGAGUCGACACCUGUAUUACACGUACUUCUUCAAAGAAGAAAAGAAGUAGUAGUAAUACAGAUGUCGACUCGCUAUUUUAUACAUGUUCCCGGGGCCUAUGCUAUUAAAUGCACAUAAUACAAUCAUGGUAAUGCAGGAUUAUUGUUGGAAAUGAAAAAACAUUCUUAAAAUAGAGAAACACAUAUGCAA
Molecule: messenger RNA, 5106 nt
Organism: Owenia fusiformis
Lineage: Eukaryota; Metazoa; Annelida; Polychaeta; Sabellida; Oweniidae
Source: the annotation of a GenBank genome assembly